Molecule: messenger RNA, 1653 nt
Organism: Colletotrichum karsti
Lineage: Eukaryota; Fungi; Ascomycota; Sordariomycetes; Glomerellales; Glomerellaceae
Product: proline-specific permease
Exons: 1
Coding region: 1-1653 (550 amino acids)
Biological process (GO): amino acid transmembrane transport
Cellular component (GO): membrane
Molecular function (GO): amino acid transmembrane transporter activity
Source: RefSeq, a predicted model, not a curated record
AUGGCUCUGAGAACCGACGACUCGAAGGAAGACCACAAAGAUGCGCCCGAAGAUGUCGACCUCGCGAAGGUUGAAACCGCGCACGCCGGCGAGGUUAUAAAUCUAGAACAGCACCAAACCCACCGCGGUCUCAAAACACGCCACAGCCAGAUGAUUGCUCUCGGGGGCACCAUCGGCACCGGCCUCUUCGUCAGUUCCGGCCAGGCCCUUCGUCUCGGCGGACCUGCCUUUCUCCUCGUCUCUUACAUGAUCACUUCGCUACUUGUAUUCGGCAUCGUCACCGGCUCGACUGAGUUCAGCUCAUACCUUCCCGUUCCUGGCUCUACGACCGCCUACUUCGGACAUCGCUUCUUCUCUCGCAGCAUGGGCUUCGCCCUGGGGUGGAUGUUCUGGUACAUCUGCGCCAUCACCGUCCCCGCUGAGAUCACGGCUGCUAGUCUUGUCAUCGAGUACUGGGAGCAGCCGGUGCCCACUGGCGUAUGGAUCGCCAUCAUUCUUGUCGUGAUUGUUGCGCUGAACUGCUUCCCCGUCCAUGUCUACGGCGAGGUAGAGUUCUGGUUUGCUUCGAUCAAAGUUCUCGGUAUUAUCGGCAUGCUAUUUAUGGCCCUCGUCGUCACUACCGGCGGGGGCCCCAAGAAGGAGGCCAUCGGUUUCGCGUACUGGAACAGCCCUGGCGCCGUCAACCACUACAUCUUCGACGGGCCUGUAGGGGUCCUGGCGGCGUUUGUCGCGACUUGGUGUUUCUCGGUCUUUGCUUUCGUCUUCUCGCCCGAGCUCCUCAUCAUCACUGGCGGCGAGAUGCAGAACCCUCGUCAGAACCUCCCCCGCGCCGGCCGCCGCUUCAUCUGGCGCCUGGUGAUAUUCUACGUCCUCAGCGCCUUCUUCCUCGGCAUGAUCAUUCCCUUCGACGAUCCCCAGCUCCUGGGAGGCGCCAGCGACGCGGGUGCCUCCCCGUGGUCCAUCGGUGCCAAGCGAGCCGGCAUCCGCGGCCUCGACUCCGUCAUCAACGCCGUCAUCCUCCUGUCCGCAUGGUCGGCGGGCAACGCCUGGCUCUACAUGGCCAGCCGCUCGCUCUACUCAAUGGCCGUCUUCGGCAUCGCUCCCGCGGCUUUCAAGCGCUGCACCGCGUCGGGCAUUCCCUACUUCAGCAUCGCCUUCAGCGCCUCCUUCUCGCUCCUGGCGUUCAUGAACCUCAGCCAGUCGUCCGCGACCGUGUUCAACUGGUUCGUCAACCUCAUCAACAGCUGCGGCUUCAUCAGCUGGAUCUGCAUGUGCGGCAUAUACCUCCGCUUUCGCAAGGCGACUUUUGCGCAGGGUAUCGUGGACCAGCUCCCCUACCGGUCCGUGUUCCAGCCGUACGCGUCGUACGUGUGCGUGGUGUUGUUCUCCCUGAUGCUGCUCCUCAGCGGCUUUACGAAUUUCCUCGACGGCCACUGGAGCACGGCCAACUUCAUCACCACGUAUAUCGGGAUCAUUAUUUUCUUAGCGUUCUAUAUGGGACACAAGGUCGUACGAGAUUGGAAGUCUCCUUGGGUCAUUCCGGCCGAAGAUGUUGAUCUGCGUACUGGUCUUCAGGAGGUUAUAGAAGCGGAAGCUCCUGUAUCCUGCAAACGUCAUAAGUGGUACGAUGUUUGGAGUCUCCUUUUCCGGUAG